UUAAUUUCAUCAUUUGGAUUACUUUUACUUCUAGGAAUUCCAUAUAAUGUUAUAAAUACAAUUAUUCCAUUUUUAAUAAUUGCUGUUGGUGUUGAUGAUAUGUUUGUAUUAAAUGCUUGUUGGUCAGCAACAGCAAAAAAGAAAACUUUAACUGUUAGUGAAAGAACAGCACAAAUGAUGAGAGAUGGAGGUGUUGCUGUUUCUAUUACAAAUAUAACGGAUAUUUUAGCUUUUUUGGUUGGUUGUGUUACAGAAUUACCCGGAAUUGAAUUAUUUUGUAUUUAUGCAUUUCUUUCUGUUCUUUUUUGUUAUAUUUAUCAGUUAACUUUUUUCACGGGUUUUAUGGCAAUAAUGGGAGAAGCAGAAGAGCAACAACGUCAUUGUAUUUUUCUUUACAAAAUUAAAAAUGAUUACAGUGGGAAUUUUAAUAAUAAACAAAAAAUUGAAAAAUUGGAAGAUGUAAAAGAAAAUGGUAAUAAUUCGGCUGCUCUUUCUUCUAAUGAAGGAAAAAUGAGUAAUGGAAAGAUUGAUAGUACAAAACCUUGUUUUAUUCAAAAUAUUCGAAUAGAACCAACUAGAAAACAAUUAAAUAAAACAACAAUAAAAGCUUUACAUCAACAAAAUAAAAAUAAUAAAAAUUGGGAAAAUAAUUUUUCUUCUUUUUUUACUUCAACUUCAACUUGUAAUUCUACUUCAUCAUCAUCAAAUUUUUCACAUCAUUUUUUUACAAAAUAUUUUGCUCCAUUUUUAUUAAAUAAUUCAAUACGUUUAUCAAUUUUUUUAUUAUUUAUUUGUUAUAUUUGUUUGGCAAUUAUUGGAUGUUUAAAUUUUAGAGAAGGUUUGGAACCUAGUCAUUUAGUUACUUCUGAUCAUUAUGUUGGAAAAUAUUUUGAGAAUAUGAAAAUUUUUUGGAAAAUGGGAGCACAAUUACACGUUGCGGUAUUAAAUCCACCAAAUUUUACGGAUCCUUUACAAAGAGAACAACUUAUGAGAACAGUUGAAGCAUUUGAAAAUACGCCAUAUACAAUGGGAAGGGAGGGAACAGUUUUCUUUUUCUUGGAAUUUUUAAAUUAUUUGGAACAAUUAAAUGCUGAAGCUGAAAAUACUGAAAGAAUUUGGAAUCAUAAAUUGCGUUCAUGGCUAAAAUUUACUGGAGCUAGUAAUCAAUGGGAAUCUGAUAUUGUUUUCAAUCGUUCAAAUAAUGAAAUAAGUGCAUUUCGAUUUCAGAUAGCAAUGAAAAAUAUUGUAGAACCAAAUCAACAUAAAUUAUCAACAAAAUUACUUAGAGAAAUUGCUGAUAGUCAACAACCAUUUAAUUUAGAAAUUUAUCAUGAAAUGUUUCCAUUUGCUGACCAAUAUUUAAUUAUUUUACCUUCAACAUUAAGAAAUGUUUUUAUUUCACUUUUAUGUAUGACUGCUGUAGCUUUGUUACUUAUUCCAAUUAAUUAUUCUUUCAAUUAUUUCUAUUGCAACUGGUGUUUUUGGUUAUAUGACAUUUUGGGUGUUUCAAUGAUCUCGAUAAUAAUGUCAAUUGGAUUUGCUGUAGAUUUAUCAGCUCAUAUUGUUUAUGCUUUUGUUAGUGCACAAGGAAAAGAAUCUAAAGAAAGAGUUAUUUGUGCACUUGGACAUAUUGGUUGGCCGAUAUUUCAGGGUGCUGCUUCAACAAUUACAGGCAUUUCAGUACUUUACACUGUUGAUGCUUAUAUUAUUUUAACAUUUUUUAAAACAAUUUGGUUAACAAUGGUAUUAGGAAUGGUUCAUGGAUUAAUAUUUAUUCCUGUUUUGCUCAGCAUUUUGCCAAUGAGUUUUUUUCAAAUUUCACAACAACAAAUAAAAUCCCAAACAACAAGUUUAGAAAUUAAAAAUGAUUUUUAA
Messenger RNA from Meloidogyne enterolobii, 1875 nucleotides. The record is from the annotation of a GenBank genome assembly. Lineage: Eukaryota; Metazoa; Nematoda; Chromadorea; Rhabditida; Meloidogynidae.